This is a messenger RNA of Mycotypha africana, 1350 nucleotides long. RefSeq names its product alpha-L-fucosidase-domain-containing protein. Gene Ontology annotation, cellular component: lysosome. Gene Ontology annotation, molecular function: alpha-L-fucosidase activity. Gene Ontology annotation, biological process: fucose metabolic process; glycoside catabolic process. NCBI's taxonomy places the organism in Eukaryota, Fungi, Mucoromycota, Mucoromycetes, Mucorales, Mycotyphaceae. The coding region runs from base 1 to 1350 and encodes 449 amino acids. The transcript has 2 exons. The record is from RefSeq and is a predicted model, not a curated record.
AUGUCAGUAAGAAAUCAUCGCUCACCUUCUUGGUUGAAAAAAGCAAAGUUUGGCAUUUUUAUCCAUUGGGGACUUUACUCUGUACCUGCAUGGGCACCAAUGGGAGAAUCUUACGCAGAAUGGUAUUGGUGGAACUACAAUCAAAAAAAUAGCUCAACAUUUGACUAUCAUCAUCAACACUUUGGCGAACAAUUCGAAUACGAUCAAUUUUUAAACCUUUGGAAGCCAACUAACUUUAACCCCGAUUUAUGGCUGGAAUUGAUUGAUAAAUCUGGAGCACGAUAUUAUGUUUUUACAGCAAAACAUCAUGAUGGUAUUGCAUUAUUUGACACAGGUGUCACAAAGCGCAGCACCGUGCAUCUGUUAAAUGUCUCUUACGAUUUUGUCAAUGAGCUUAUGCGCAAAUCAAAGGCUGAUUAUCCUCAUUUGAAACGUGGCCUAUACUUUUCUCUACCAGAAUGGUAUCACCCAAGCUAUAGAGAUGAGUCUCUCGGUUGGCAUGGUCCACCACGUAACCCAUAUACAGGCGCCGUGACCAAUUACUCUGGAAGCAAAACCAUCAAUGAUUUUGUGAACGAACUGCAGGUUCCUCAGCUAAUGGAACUAACCGAAAUGCACGAUCCAGAUAUCUUAUGGUGCGAUAUUGGCGGUAUACAUAACUCAUCUGUAUGGCAAGCGCAAUAUUUCAAUCAGGCUAUGGCCAAAAAUAAGCAAGUGGCCGUAAAUGAUCGAUGUGGUGAUGGUAGUGCGUCCGAUUUCACUACUAUCGAAUACAAAAGCAUAAUAGACAUGCCAACGCGGUUUUGGGAAGCCACUCGUGGUAUGGACCCUUACUCCUUUGGUUAUAACCGUGCAACAAAGCCUGAAGAGUAUGCGAGCUCUGAAGAGUUGAUUCAAACAUUGAUAGAUACGGUAGCAUACGGUGGUAAUUUUCUCCUUAACAUCGGACCAGACGAUUCAGGUACAGUGCCAGAUGUUAUGGUGGGUCGCCUUGUAGAUAUAGGUAAUUGGCUACACAUGGUUGAUUCGGCAAUAUUCAAUACAAUUCCUUAUUGGAUAAGAGCAAAGGAGGACGAACAUCUACGAUUUACGGCAAGCGAAGAUGGAACUACGGUAUAUGUAUUUUACCUUCGCAGCACGAACGAUGUACAACAACGACAACAAGUAAUUAAAAUUAGGACGCCUUUACCCAUCAUAAGUAAAGGCGGCGCAACAAUUCGUCUUUUAAAUGACAGAAACGUAACCAUAUAUUGGAACUAUAGCACGAAAGGCGAUCUUGAAUUGCAUUAUACUAACUCUAAUUUAGUUAACACAACGUAUGCAUUGAUAUUUGAAGUGAAAUAUUUUUAG